AUGGGUGAUGCAGCAAUCGGAGAAGACGCCGUGGUUCGACAACGACUGCUUGAGAAGAUCUACCUAGAGGGACCCAGCAAAGGCGAUGCCCUCUCAUUCGAGGCUCUUCUCGACUCGCUCAUCUGCCUCUACGAUGAGUGCCAGGGCAGCACGCUGCGUCGCGAGAAGACCGUCAGCGAAUUUGUCGAUUCUGUAAACCCGGUGGUGACCCAGGCGAAAGCCCUUCGACUCAGCAAGGACGAUUUUGAAGUGCUGAAGGUGAUCGGGAAAGGAGCCUUCGGAGAAGUGGCCGUCGUUCGGAUGAGGCAUGUCGGAGAAAUCUAUGCUAUGAAGAUCCUGAACAAGUGGGAAAUGCUUCGACGCGCCGAGACGGCCUGUUUCCGCGAGGAACGCGACGUGCUGGUGUUCGGCGACAGACGCUGGAUCACCAACCUCCACUUUGCCUUCCAGGAUGAGAGCAAUUUGUACCUGGUGAUGGACUAUUAUGUUGGUGGCGACAUGCUGACGCUGCUUUCCAAAUUCGACGACCACAUCCCCGAGGAGAUGGCCCGGUUUUAUAUGGCCGAAAUGGUGUUGGCCAUCGACUCGGUGCAUCGCCUGGGAUAUGUGCACAGGGACGUCAAGCCAGACAACGUACUUCUCGACAUCCAUGGCCACAUCCGGUUGGCCGAUUUCGGGUCCUGCCUCCGUCUCCUCCCCGAUGGUUCUGUCGCCUCGAAUGUGGCCGUCGGCACCCCCGACUAUAUUUCACCUGAAAUUCUACGGGCGAUGGAAGACGGACGUGGGCAGUACGGAAAAGAGUGUGAUUGGUGGAGUCUCGGCAUUUGCAUGUACGAAAUGCUGUACGGGAAUACGCCAUUCUACUCUGAACGCCUCAUCGAUACCUAUGGAAAGAUUAUGAGCCAUCAGGAAAUGCUCGACUUUCCGGACAGUGACAUCGACUGGGUCGUGUCGGAAGAUGCCAAGGAUUUGAUACAGAAGCUCAUCUGCCCGCGAGACGUGCGUCUCGGCCGAGAUGGCUUCAGCGACUUCAAAGAUCACCCCUUCUUCAAGGGAAUCAGCUGGGAUAGCAUCAGAAAUUCCGACCCUCCAUACAAACCGGAAGUCUCCAGCCCCACAGACACGUCCAAUUUUGACCCCGAGCUCUGCGAGGACGAUUUUUCUCAAGGGGAAACGCGUCCCCCAAAUGUGACGGCAGCCUUCACUGGGCAUCAUCUUCCGUUUAUUGGGUUCACCUACUCCCACGGAAGUCUUCUAUCGGACAGCGCGAGCUUGAGCUCCGUAAUUGGAGGCAGUGAGAACAAAACGCCGGCCCUGGAAGCAUACGAACGUCGUCUCGAACAGAUCGAGCUCGACCGGGCCGAGCUGACGAAGAAACUGCAAGAAGCCACCCAAGCUAUGGCCACUCUCAGCGUCGACCACCCUGAUAGUUUUGCCGAUAGGGAGAAGCAUCUCGUCGAUUCUUAUGAACAAACAAUUGCACAGCUCAGAGACGAGAUUCAGAUCCUGAAAAUGAAACUGGCGGAAGAAUCGUCAGCUACUCUUCGCCCACAAAAAGACACAAGCCAGGAGGAGCUGGAGCGAAAGAUGAAAGAACUGAAGGAGAAGAAUCGACAGCUCAUCCUCGAGAAGACUGAACUCCAACGGGACUUCGAAGAGGUGCACGACAAGCUGAGCGCGCAGACGGCCGAGUGGAAGGAAGCUGUCAAGCACCGCGAGCUGGCCAAGCAUGACUUUGAGGAGCUGAGCAAUGAGCUCGUCGACGAGAAGAACAAGGCCCGCAAAUUCGAGCGUGAAGCCCAGGAGAAGGAGGCUCGCCUUGAUCAACUCCAACAAAAGGUCGAUGCCGUCAAGUCGGAGAUGCGCAAGCUCGAGGUGGCCAAGCAGGAGUCGCAGCAAUUGGCCGAGUCGAUUGGGAAAGAGCUGGAAAGCGAGCGAUUGCAGAGGGAGGGAUUGCAGGCCCAAAUAUCCGCCAGCGGCAACAGUUCCACCGAGCAGGAGCGUCGACUGGCCGAAGAGCUGGAACGGCUCAGCGAACGCCACAAUGAGAUCAUCGCCCAGGAGGAGAUCAAGCGGAAACAACUUCAGGAAUUGUAUCAGACUCAAAUGACUGAUCUGCAAUCACAACUCGACGAGCGGGAGACGGCGCUUCGGACUCACCGUGAGAUGGAUGAUGAGCGGAAGAAGGCCACUGAGGAGCAGGCUAGGGCGGAAUUCGAGCGUGCCGAGAAGGCACUCCGCGAGAACAGCGAGCAGCUCCGCAUCGAGAACGAGUCGUUGAGGGCCGAGGUCGCCAAGCUUCAGCACGAUAUCCAACAAAUCUCUGCCCGAGGCCCCUUCAACGAGACCCAAAUCAAGGAGCUCGUCAACUGGAUCAACCAGGAGAAGGCGACCCGCGAGUGUAUGGAGAUGAUGGCCAGUCGUAUCACCGGAGAGCUCGAAUCGCUCAAGCUUCAGCCCACGAAUGGUAACAUCUACGCGAAUCAGACUCCCUCAUCGGCAUGGGGCUCGAAGCGCGCCAAGCGCUCGCAAGCCAUGAACCAACAAGAAGCCCAAAAGGCCCUUCAUGCCGAGCUGAGGGCCAAGGAGGAAUUGACGGAAGAGGUGAAGAAACAACGCGCCUGCAAUUUCCGCCUCCAAGCCAAGGUCCAGCAGCAGGAUGAGACGAUUGCCAUCCAAAAGCGCGAGAUCGAAGAGGUGCACCAUCAAAAGGAGCAGCUCCGCGCCGCGCUGGCCGCAAUGCAAAAUGGCGAGAUGCAGCAGAGCUUCUUCAAUAUGGUGUCGACGGAUAGCCCGGUUGGCACUGCUGCUCGAUCGGCAUUCUCGGGCUCCCUGCGCGACUCGAUCAGCCUCUCCCAGAGCACCGACUACGAGAUCUCGAAUUCGAGCCUUAGGAAGAGGGAAGAGGAAUAUCGACAGCGCCAGAGCAUGAAUUCACCAGUCUGCUACGAAAACACGCGCCACACGCCGACAUCCAGCGCGGGCACUGUCGUCAUGAAUCGCUACAGCGGAACCCCGGCGGCAUCCCAGACCCAACUAAACGCCGCGCUCAGCGGACGUGGCCACAUGUUCUCCCACGUCCAUUUGGCGACGCCGACAAAAUGCGGCCAUUGCACGAGUAUCCUCGUCGGAUUGGAUAGACAAGGUCUCUUCUGCCAAAACUGUCAAUACCCAUGCCACGUCCACUGUAUGAGUCGGGCUCCCACUCAAUGCCCAGUCCCUCCAGAGGCUCGUCGACCAAUGGGAAUCGACCCUCUUCGUGGUGUUGGGACAGCGUAUGAAGGAGUGGUGAAGACCCCGAAACAAGGCGGCGUUAAGAAGGGAUGGCAGGCGACAUUUGUCGUCGUCUGUGACUUCAAACUCCUUCUCUUCGAUUGCACCCCCAACAAGGAGAAAGGCAGCUCAUCUACACCCUCGGAUAUCCACUCGAAUGUUCGACAGGUGCUCGACAUGCGCGACCCAGAUUUCCAAGUGCAGUCCGUCUCCGAGCAGGACGUCAUCCACGCCAGCAAGAGCGACAUCCCCAAGAUCUUCAAGGUGACCACGUCGCAGAUCCAGGGCGCGCAAGCCGGCGACGAGGCCAAGCAGUACACUCUGCUCAUGGCUGAUUCGAAAGAUGAAUGCAAAAAGUGGGUGCUGGCGCUGACGGAGCUGAAAAGCCUGCUGAAAAAGUCUCGUCUGCCCGACAAGACGGCCUUCUCGUGCAAAGAGCUCUUCGACGUCAACUCGCUGCCGAUGAUCAAAUUCGCGCAAUGUGCCGUGAUUGUCGACAAAUCGAAGGUGGUCGUCGGCUUCAGCGAUCACGGGCUGUAUUCUGUGGAAUUGGAUCGAGAGACGCUGGUGGCUGUCGGAGGCGAGAAGGAGAACAAGGGCCGAUGCGUGGAAAGGGUGGAAUACAUCUCGUCCGAGCAGCUUUUUGUUGCCAUGGUUGGAAAGGGCAAUGAUCGACAUCUGCGUCUGAUCCCAACUGCAGCGCUUGAUGGCCGUGAUUUGAAGUGGAUCAAGCUGGCCGACACGAAGGGAUGCCAUUUGAUGGCUGUUGGAGGCAUCGAUGGCAGGCAAAUGUAUAUUGCGGCGGCGAUGAAGCGCUCCGUGAUCCUAUUUCAAGUUGAUCGCACCGAGAAGAGGCACAAGCGGAUGAGCUAUGACCUUGCAAUGCCGGGUCUUCCCCAAUGCAUGUCAAUCAUUGGCUCGAAGCUGAUCGUCGGUUUCCCCAACGGCUUCUCCAGCUGGAAUCUCGCGGACGAGUCGCCAAAGAUUCAUUCCCUUGUCGACCACGAGGAUCAAUCCCUUUCCUUCCUCUCUCAGCCCGGCUACGAGGCUCAAAUUGUCGUCCCGGUACACGGCUCUGACAUCCAGGAAUACCUGCUCGUUUUCAACAAACUCGGCGUCUACGUUGAUCACACAGGCCGUCGCUCUCGUUCUCAAGAGCUGAUGCUCCCGUCGCUCCCGCGACAACACAACGGCUUCUCCUACAUUGAGCCGUAUCUAUGCGUCUACUCUGAGUCUCAGAUCGACAUCUUCCACGUCGCGCACGCGGAAUGGGUGCAGACGAUUAAUCUCAAACAGUCCUUCCCCCUGACGGUCAAUGGAAUGGUUGUCGCCUGUGUUGUCAACGAUUUCCCGUAUCUUGUCGUUUUGAGCGAUAAGCUCGGAGGUGACGAUCCCUUGCUUCUCCCUGAAAACUCGAAAACCGGCAGUCUCAAGUCAAAACGUAGCGGAAAGCGGAAAUUCACUGUCCGCGUGCCCGGGAAGGACGAGCAAAAAGCGGCUGAUCGUCGAAGUGCCCUGCCCAUCUCUGGCCCCUCCGAUUUCAAGCAUCUCUCCCAUAUGGGCCCCGAUUCGGCGCAGAACUUCAUCGAUCUGGCCCGCGAACAGGACAAGAAACAAGCUGAGAAGAGUCGAAGCCUCCUCCCUCCAAUCAUGCGCUCCACCUCUAGCACUUCUUCAAAUGUCAAUUCGGUGCUUGGCGGCAGCAAAAAGGAACUCGAACAAAUGGUGCGCAAUCGCCCGGUCUCCUCGCAUAGCCGUAGUUCCGAUGGAUCGAGUCUAGGCCGAGACGUCAAGCUCGAAAAUGCCUAUAUGGAGCCAAACUCUCGUCAACGCCAAUCGGUGCCAGCCUUCAGCUCCCCAUCAACAUCUUUCCCCAAUUCCCCACGCCAGCAUGAUGCCUCAAUCGAU
Molecule: messenger RNA, 5181 nt
Organism: Mesorhabditis spiculigera
Lineage: Eukaryota; Metazoa; Nematoda; Chromadorea; Rhabditida; Rhabditidae
Source: the annotation of a GenBank genome assembly